This is a messenger RNA of Lampris incognitus (smalleye Pacific opah), 3034 nucleotides long. Its product is annotated as synapse differentiation-inducing gene protein 1-like. The record is from RefSeq and is a predicted model, not a curated record. Bases 498 to 1010 code for a protein of 170 amino acids. The transcript is spliced from 3 exons. Gene Ontology annotation, cellular component: membrane. NCBI's taxonomy places the organism in Eukaryota, Metazoa, Chordata, Actinopteri, Lampriformes, Lampridae.
GAUAAAUGAGGAAACGUGUCUGUCAAUAAGAGUCGUAUCCAGAUUCAACCUUCUUUGACUCAGAUGGAAAGUUAGCAGCCGGUUGACAAAACCGAUCAGACUGACCAGAUUUUUGGGUCGACUGCAAAUGUAUCGAAGCGGAUAAUCUAUAACUGUUAUUACUAACAGCUGAUGGCAAGCGUACAUCGAGUUUGCUUCGUAAAUGGCCUAUGGGAGCCUUGAGCUUCAGCGCCCGUUGCCCCUCCCUUUCUCCCGCCUCUCCCACAGCAGAGGGGUGCCAGUUGUAUUACAUCAACCCGCACUUCACCGCGGCAGGAGCCAGAGACAAGAGGAAACCAAUUAGUGGAAAUACAACAAUUCAGCGUUUCACAACCCAGAGGAUGCGUCCUUUCUCCGUUUGAGGAAAAAGAAGGACGAGAGAAUAAGGCGACGGGGGAAAGCAUCGUCAUAACUUUAGUUUUAUUUUUGACGCCAGCACACCGACACACGCCCUCAGGAUGAACCCCAACAUGUCCCCCAGCGCCCCGCCGCCCGGGUGGACCUCUGACGAUAAAUCCGCCAUGCCGCCGCCGCCUUACCAAGACCACCCCCAGUACCCUAACGCGGGGUACCCCUAUCCAGCACAGGCACAGGGAUAUGGACCCCCACCACAGUACGGGGGGCAACCGUAUGGACAACAGCCAUACCCUGGACAGCAAUAUCCACCUGUGACCGCCGCCGUCACUGUCCAGCCCACGGUUUAUGUGACACAGGCCCCGCUGGCUAGGGCAGUCAACGACUACUUGGGCUACUCCAUCUUCACCAUGCUGUGCUGCUGCCUGCCACUCGGGAUAGCCGCUUUCAUUUACUCCAUCUCGACUCGUGAUGCCAACCAUGCAGGAGACCUGGCGACCGCGGAGAGGAGCAGCAGGAUGGCCAGAGUGCUGAACCACGUGUCUUUGGGAAUUGGUGUCAGCGUCAUUAUCCUCUCCAUCAUCUACUUUGUCGUCUUCACUUCAAGUGUCCACUAAUGUCCUUUCCACAUCUUUCCCAUACCCCAGUACCUACUUUACGCUGGCUAACCUGGUCUCACCAGGAAUGUUGUUCAUCGCGAAGAAGCAUUCAUAUUGGACCUUGGUACCUCCUAAGAAAUUGUCACCCAAUUGGUCAAAUGGUCCCCAGUAUCACUUUGCAUUCAUACAUACAAAUUACUAACAGCAUCGCCAUAAACAACACUCAACGCACUAAUCAGCCCCAUUCAGCAUCAGUUUCAGCAUCAGUUUCAGCAACAAGAAACCCUGUGAUCUGACAUCAUCAAGUGUUGAAAUCCAGAGUAAUAGCAUUGUUAAUCAAGUAUUCGGACUUGAUAUUUUGGUAUCUCUGAUUUGUUGUUGAAUAUAACUUUUGUAUGAGUGAUUGAGUGCAUUGCAGCACUCAAUCACUCAUUGUAAUAGAGAAAAAUCUUAGACUGAAUAACCUCUGGUUUACCAGUUUGGUUUUACUGGUCAUCAAUCCUUUAUUUGAAUUCAUGCUCCUGCAGUCAUUUCAUGUCGAAAUUGUACAAAAUUCACAUCUGGAUGCCAAGUUGAAUGAGUGCCUUAUCUCCCCUGGUCUUUUGGUUGGCUAAUUGCCCCCCCCCGCUCCCCCAACCAGAAAACAAUGACAAACCUUCAUUAAAUCUCUCUCUCUCUCUCGCUCUCUCUCUCUCUCUCUCACACACACACACACACACACAACACACACACACACACAGGGGUGGGAAGGUUAAUUUCAAAAUGUAAUCCAUGUCAGAUUAAUGAGUACAUGCUCGUUAGAGUAGUAAAUUGAUCAUAUCCAGUUACUUGGGCAGACUGUGAUUAUUUUUAUUUUAGUCAUCAUUAGAGCUUAAUUGUACUUUACAAAGCCUCAAAUUCACCCAUUUUUGUCUUUGAACAGAUGUUUCUGAUAUUACAUGCUUCGAUUUCAAUCUCAAACAGAUUAUAUGUCGUUUCUAAGUCUCCCUUUCAAUUAUUUCAAUAUAAUUCAAUGUAACCUGAUUAUAUGUAAUAUGUUAUUUUUCAACACAACAGACAUAAAAUCAUUGCCAUGCACAACAGGGGGCUGCUCUCGCCGCAGCUCUUCCUAAGUGCUCUUCAUCCAAAUUCUUUUGCUUUUGACACUCGCUGUUUAUAUUAUUAUCCACCCAAAAACAUUGGUCGUCACGUGACGAAUGUCGGUCAUUAACUUUGAUGCCUUACAGAAGUUAAGAGUCUGAUUCUUUAUUCACAUAGAUCUAGCAAGAUAUGCAGUGCAGGAGACGUGUAAUACCCAAAGCAAUUCAUGUUAAUCGUUUGUUCAGUCGAGUCAGUUUUCAGGAAGACUUGUUUAGUGCAGUCUGAUGCGUGUUAAGCUGCUUGGUGUAGCCUUUGAGAAACGGUGGCCAGGUUGAGUUAUGGGUGCCACGUAACAGCUCCUUUGGAAGAAGACCCACUCUGGCCAUAAAUUUGAAACAAUUUAUUAUCCUUAUGAUGUGCUAAAAGUAAGACGUGGAUUUAUCAGUACAGUAAAAUGCCUAUCCCAGGAUGCAAAAAUAGCAUCCCGUGAAAAGAGGGACAUUAGGACAGUCGCUGAAGACGCAUAAGGCUUAUAGCCCAAAUGUUUGUAGUCCCAUUGGCUCCGACCUUAAAGGUCACCACACUAGUGGGCAUUUGUCUCUCUUUCUGGCGGUCAUUUUUAAUGUCCACGACGUAACAUGUUUUGGUUUAGAGUUGAGCACUUUGAGUUUUCUUCAUGUUUUAAGGUUGACAGAAUGGCCCUGCUGAAGCAGUCUGCUGGCGAGGUGAAAUAGGGAGACAACAUGGCCACCAUUUGCAACUGCACUGUUACCUAUAACCAAACGGGCUGAGCUUAUUCGAGAGUUGUGAAAUCUGUCAAAUGACUUGUUUGUCGUGUCAUCCCUUUGUUAUUUUCAUAAACCAAAAAAAAAGGCCUUCAGUCAGAAUCAUGUUUGUGAUCCUGAUUUAACAGCAUACCAAAUUUCUUUAUAAAUAAAGUUUAAAGUAUAUCGAAAGGAAAA